Messenger RNA from Dicentrarchus labrax (European seabass), 1293 nucleotides. RefSeq names its product sialoadhesin-like. The record is from RefSeq and is a predicted model, not a curated record. Bases 52 to 1293 code for a protein of 413 amino acids. Gene Ontology annotation, molecular function: transmembrane signaling receptor activity. The transcript has 10 exons. NCBI's taxonomy places the organism in Eukaryota, Metazoa, Chordata, Actinopteri, Moronidae. Gene Ontology annotation, biological process: cell surface receptor signaling pathway.
GGAAGUUGAUUCAAACUGGUCUGAUGUUCAGACAGUCAGCAGCGAGACAACAUGGAGGUCACAGCUCUCUGCAUCAGACUGGUAAUACAUGUAUUGAUGCUUCUGGCUGCAGAAGAUCAGCACUGUUACUGCACUGAGAAAGCUGAUGCAGCUUUUCUUCGUGUUGCUCCAAACAAGCUCCAGUUCUUUGAAUAUGACUCUAUCUCAUUUGAUUGUGAGGGAUUCGAUGAUUUCCCCAAGUGGAGAGUGAUGAAGAGGAUCAUGGGAGUCGAAACAAUAUGCCGUCCUAAAUGGGAGACAUCACGGGGACGUUGCUUCAUUGAAAAUGCCUUUGAAUUAGACAGUGGAGAAUACUGGUGUGAAGCUAACGGAACAAUGAGUAGCAACUCCAUCACCAUCAGUGUCACUGCUGGUUCUGUGAUCCUGGAGAGUCCUGCCCUUCCUGUGAUGGAGGGAAAAACUGUAACUCUGAGCUGCAGAAACAAGACGACUUCCUCCAACCUCACAGCUGAUUUCUAUAAAGAUGGCCUCCUCAUGGGCAGCAGCUGUACUGGAAACAAGACCAUCCACAGUGUUUCCAGGUAUGAUGAAGGAUUCUACAAGUGCAGAAUCUCUGGAGCUGGAGAAUCAGCAGAGAGCUGGUUGGCUGUCAGAGAUUCAGUGUCUCUUCAUGUCGUCCCAAACAGAGUGCAGUUCUUUGAAAAUGAGUCUCUAACUUUCCAUUGUGAGGGGUUCAGUGGCUCAGCUGGAUGGAAACUUGUACAUCAGUUAAAAGGGGAACUGAUCACUUGUAGACCUUUUAGCAAGGAGACAACGUGGUCAUCCUGCACCAUUACAAAUGUUUAUCCAGACAGUGGAGAGUACUGGUGUGAGACUGGAGAGGGGGAGAGAAGCAACAGCAUCCACAUCAAUGUCACUGCUGGUUCUGUGAUCCUGGAGAGUCCUGCCCUUCCUGUGAUGGAGGGUAACAAUGUGACUCUGAGCUGCAGAAACAAGACGACUUCCUCCAACCUCACAGCUGGUUUCUAUAAAGAUGGCCUCCUCAUGGGCAGCAGCUCUACAGGAGAGAUGAUCAUCCACAGUGUUUCCAGGUCUGAUGAAGGACUCUACAAGUGUAAGAUCUCUGGAGCUGGAGAAUCAGCAGAGAGCUGGUUGGCUGUCAGAGAUGAGGAUGAAUCGUUGUCAGGACCUGUUUACUACACCUUAGACCUGGAUGAAACUCAACAACCAGGUGAGAGUUAUUGUGAUCAAAAAGCCAUAAGAGUGCACACCACUGACUUAGUUGCGAAGUGA